UAAAAAAAAUAAUGUAAUUUAUUAUAACGUAAAUUUAAUUAAAGUUUAAUUUUAUUAAAUAAAAAGGGUGAAUCAAGAGCAAAUCACAUAUUAAGUGAUAAAAAAUGUCGCAGUUACCAGGAUGGCUUUGGCCAAAUUCUAAUAUUUUAUCCCCUUUAUACAAGAGAAUAUGGGAAACUGUUCAAGAUGAUUGUUGUAGAACUGAUACAAGACAUGGCGAAGCACUUGUGGAUACAAAUAAAAUUUUUCCUUUAUUACUAACUAGUCAAUUGUCUACAGAAGUUCUUGGUUAUAUUUGGAGUUUAGCAAAUCAAAAAUACGCCGGACAAUUAACAGAACAAGAACUUUAUGUCGUUCUUGCAUUAGUUGCCCUGGCUCAAGCAUCCUAUCCUUUUAGUAGUUUAGAAGUUUUAUGUUAUAUUCGUAAUCCACCAAUGCCAACUUUAAACUUAUCACUUUUUGAUGUAAAUACACAAAAAAACGAAAUGCAAAGUCUUGUAUCUUCAUUUGAAGCAUCUAUAAAUUUUUCUUUUACAAAUAAGAAUAAUGGAAAUGUAAUUAAACCAAAUAAUUUAUCUUCCAAUAUUGAUGUAUUGCCUUACGAGCAAAAUUAUUCAAAUAAUAUGAAAGAUAUUAAGUUUUCUUCUGGGCAUUCAUAUUCAUAUAAUACAGAUACAAUUUAUGGAUAUCAAAAUUUUUAUAAUCAGUCAGAUGUUAGGCAUCAAUUAUUAAAUUUUAAUACAGAUUCUAGCGAUGAUUUUUGUGAUUUUCAAAGUGGUCCAGAUUUAAAACAAGGAUCUGCAAUUGGAAGUAGACUUGCUAAUCAUAAUCUUGGAGUUAAAAAAUUAAAUGAUAAAAUAAAAAAAUUUAGUGUAAAUAAGAGUAAUAAAAAUAAUCAAACACAUAAUUUAACAACUUUUAAUUCAACAUUGUGUAAUAAAGAAAUAGAAUCUAAUAAGCAUUUAUCACUAUAUUUUCCAAAUGGCAUUCUAAAAAAUCAAGAAAAAACAGUUAUACUUAAGGAUACAGCAAUAAGAAAUAAUGAUCAUUUUAAAAUGAUUAAGCCAAUUACAAAGAAUUUUAUAAGUAAUACAGAAAAUGUAGUUUUAAAUAAAAUUGGUUUAGAAUCAAUAUCUACUUGUUCCAAUAAUAUUGAUACAGUUUACACCAUUAGUACACCAUUAAAAGAAUUAAAAGAAGGGAUAAAGCAAGAUUUAAUGAUUUUACAACCUACUGAAGAUAAGUAUAGUGCAUUAAGGAUGAUAGUUGAUGAAACUUCAAAUUUUCCAAAAUCAAAUGAAAAGCCACCUACUUAUUUAGAUGACUUUGGAGAAUUUGUCUCUGCAGAAAAUGUGGAACCUAUAUCAUUAAUUAAUAGUUCUAAUACAGUUAAUUCAAUAGAUCUAUUGGGUGUUUUUGAUUUUAAUCAAGAAGAUUUAAUAGGUAUAACUAAUAAGUGUAAUUCUUCAUUAAUUCAAGAAAUUACAGAUGGUUUUAAUGUACUUACCUUUGAAGAUAUGACAGAUCAAUAUAAUAAAAAAAAAGAUGAUAUAACAGAGCAAAUUGUUCAAAAAGAUUCUUUAUUCGUCAAUAAUAUAGAAUUAGAUCAUGUAGCAUCAACAAUUUGUACUCACUCUGAAUCUAUGUCUAGCUUAGAUUCAAAGUCAUUUUUACAAAUGGGUUCAGAGUAUGAAGAACAAAUAAAAAAUAUGAUUUAUUGGAAAUGGAAGCAUUAUAUGGAAAGUUGUAUCGUAUUAUUACAAGUUGCAGCUAACAUAUUUACAAAUAUAAGAUCUAAAAUAAUUUUAAAAGAAGUUUUAUUAUCUGCACAAGGAUAUAAUUUUCUCUGCAAUUUAGCUGAAGUAGCAGCCAUUUGUAGAAGGAUUAAUUUCUCAUGCAAAGAAAUUGAUAUUAAUAUAAUCGGUUUUAAUGAUUUAUUAAUGAAUAUUGAUCAAAUAUGGUCUGAAAUGGAACCGUUUUAUUUAAAUAUACCAAUUGUUACAGAAUUACCAUCUUGGCCUGCGCAUCAAGAAGAUGGUAUAGUUUGUGCACUAUGUUUAACUAUAAUAACUACUGGGAGAGUUAUAUCUAAUAAAAAUAAUUAUCAUAUAACUUGUGCAAAUUUAUGGUUAAAUAUUGUAAAUAAUAAUUUACCUGUACUUCAAUAUCCACUGCCAUAUUUGUAAUCUACUAUUUCUUACAAUGUAAAUCAUUUAUAAUUUUUGUGUUAAUAUAAAGUAAAUAUUCUAAAUGACAAGUAAAUAGA
Messenger RNA from Ceratosolen solmsi marchali, 2266 nucleotides. RefSeq lists its product as uncharacterized. Bases 105 to 2186 code for a protein of 693 amino acids. Gene Ontology annotation, molecular function: protein binding. Gene Ontology annotation, cellular component: clathrin coat of trans-Golgi network vesicle. The record is from RefSeq and is a predicted model, not a curated record. NCBI's taxonomy places the organism in Eukaryota, Metazoa, Arthropoda, Insecta, Hymenoptera, Agaonidae. The transcript has 5 exons.